Messenger RNA from Syzygium oleosum, 1337 nucleotides. Its product is annotated as homeobox-leucine zipper protein ATHB-13-like. Gene Ontology annotation, molecular function: DNA-binding transcription factor activity, RNA polymerase II-specific; sequence-specific DNA binding. Bases 263 to 1147 code for a protein of 294 amino acids. Gene Ontology annotation, biological process: positive regulation of DNA-templated transcription. Gene Ontology annotation, cellular component: nucleus. The record is from RefSeq and is a predicted model, not a curated record. Lineage: Eukaryota; Viridiplantae; Streptophyta; Magnoliopsida; Myrtales; Myrtaceae. The transcript is spliced from 3 exons.
GUGCAUCUUCCUUCGUACCUCAAGAGAAUUUAUUCCCUCUCAAUUCUAGCUUAUAGGGUUUUUAUUUCAUCAAAUAUAGUCAUCGUCACCAUCACCAUCCCUUUUUCCUCUCUUCUCUCUCUCUCUCUCUCUCUCUCUCUCUCUCUCUCUGAGCUUCAACAUGACUGUCAGGCUUUAAACUGUGGAGUCUCAAAGAAUCCAAUAGGAGGAGUGAGUGCAUAAGGUUCAGGCCAUGACUUGGAAUUAGUGUUGGAUUGAAUUGAUGGCCUUCUUUUCAGCAAAUUUCAUGCUUCAGAACCCCCACGAUCAAGAUCAUGAACACCCUCACCACCACCAUCAACACCAAAUCCUAUCCUCUUGCACACCUCAAGACUACCAUGGCGUCGCCUCCCUACUGGGCAAGAGAUCCAUGUCCUUUGCAGGUAUUGACGUGAGUGACGACCCCAACAACAACAACAACAGCAACGUUAAUGGAGAUGAAGAUCUGUCAGAAGAUGAUGGGUCGCAGCCAGGGGGAGAGAAGAAGAGGAGGCUCAACAUGGAGCAGGUGAAGACAUUGGAGAAGAACUUCGAGCUCGGCAACAAGCUUGAGCCUGAGAGGAAAAUGCAGCUUGCAAGAGCACUUGGUCUCCAACCCAGACAGAUCGCCAUUUGGUUCCAGAACAGGAGGGCGAGGUGGAAGACAAAGCAGCUCGAGAAGGACUAUGACCUGCUCAAGAGACAGUUUGAUGGUGUGAAGGCUGACAACGAAGCCCUCCAAGCUCAGAAUCAGAAGCUUCAAGCUGAGAUACUGGCACUCAAGAGUACUAGAGAACCAGCCGAAUCCAUCAACCUCAACAAAGAAACCGACCAGGGCUCUUGCAGCAACCGGAGCGAGAACAGCUCCGAGAUCAAGCUUGACAUCACGCGGACGCCGCCAGUCGAGAGCCCGGUCUCAGGCCACGUGCCGCCAGCGGCUGGCCGCCAGCUGUUCCCCGCCUCGAUAAGGCCUGCCGCUUCCGGGGGAUCGGUGGCACAGCUGUUUCAGAACCCUUCGAGGCCCGAUCAUUCAAUGAUAGUCAAGGAAGAGAGCAGCAUCACCAACAUGUUCUGCGGCAUCGACGAUCACUCCGGGAUUUGGCCAUGGUUGGAGCAACAGCAUUAUUGAAAGAAAUCAAGGAGCGAAAUCGAAUUCGAUUCCUACGCGGAGCCAAGCUAUGGGAAGUACAUUAUAUAUAUUAUCCUCCACGAGAUAACUUAUAAGAAGGGAGGGAAGAGGAAAAUCCCCAUUUUUCUUGCUUAAAUUUUGGUGUAUAAAAAUAGUAACGCAUAUGAUAAUUUGAGAAUUUCGAGGUUAA